AUGGGGGCCGAUCCAUCAUAUCCUGGAGACAAGAGCGCUCUAUCCUACAACGGACGUACCGCACUGCAUUACGCUGCACAAGUGAACAACGUUCAAAUGAUAGAAUUUCUUAUCAGUAAGGACGCUAACAAGGAUGCGCAAGACUUGGAGGAUCGUACUCCGCUGUUUCUCGCUGCAUCCCAUGGGCAUGUCGAGGCAGUGCAAGCACUCGUCAAAGCUGGAGCAUCUCUGGAAAUAACUGAUCAGAAGGACCGCACUCCUUACAAAGUAGCCGAAGAGAAUGAGUUCAGAAAUGUUUUGGAGGUUCUGGAUUCCGAAGAGAACAAAACUAGUGUACCGCUGCAUAUGGCCAUAGGAAAAAACUCCGUAAAAAACAACAAUCGUCAGGUUAAGCGGAUUCCUGUCAAGCGGAAGCCACAACCGCUUACACCACCGCAUUCUGAUGGCUGUGGAUCGACACCUUCACCUCACACUACAACCUACGGUCCUUCGUCGAGACCCACAGCGUCAGUUCUGGACUCCCCUUCUAGUGAUCGUACAAGUAGCGGGAAUGAUGGAUUUUCUCCUGGAUCACUACCGAUGACACACCCUUCCUACUGGACCUCAGAUGUCUCUCAUCAAUCCCCACCAUAUGAGGGCACUGAGUUAGGAGUUUGUUCGUACUACGGAAAUUAUGCCAUGCAAAACUCAUCCUAUGCUCAAACUUUCUCUGCCACCGCCUAUCCUUCAUGCCAGUAUUCAGAAAGAUCCGCUUAUUAUGCGAAUCAGGUCUAA
Molecule: messenger RNA, 774 nt
Organism: Cylicostephanus goldi
Lineage: Eukaryota; Metazoa; Nematoda; Chromadorea; Rhabditida; Strongylidae
Source: the annotation of a GenBank genome assembly